Messenger RNA from Fusarium subglutinans, 360 nucleotides. Its product is annotated as RPEL repeat. The record is from RefSeq and is a predicted model, not a curated record. Lineage: Eukaryota; Fungi; Ascomycota; Sordariomycetes; Hypocreales; Nectriaceae. Bases 1 to 360 code for a protein of 119 amino acids. The transcript has 3 exons.
AUGGCCGACACUGAACAGCAGCCCAAACUCGUUGACGAGUCUCCUAUCUCUCCUGUAGAGCGAAGAAACUCCCUGGAAGCUCACCUCAAGCACCGCCCCGAACGCUCCGAGCUCGUAGAUAAGAACAUCCUUCCAGCCUCUACGGCAGCGCCAGGCCUCCAGGCGCAUCAGAAGGAGCUCGAGAAGCACAUGCUCGAGGAUAAGCUUAACGACAAGAUCUCACACCGCCCAGACCCAGAGGAUCUCAUUAAGGAGGGCGUCUUACACGACGACCCGCGUACUGUUGCCCAGGACGAAGCGGCCAAAAAGUACGAAGAGGCUAUCGAGGAUGAGUAUGCCAAGCGUGAGGGUGGCGCUUGA